UGGUAUAAAUGCAGUGAAUGACAGAUUGUACUCGUCCAGUCUGGUCGUAGGAAGGCUUGAGUCAGCCACAAGAUGAUUGGCCUCAUUGUUAUUGCACUCCUGGGUGCUGCAGCUGCAGCCCCUAUGGAUGACAGGAUUGUCGGUGGCUACGAGUGUACAGCCCACUCAGUGCCCUGGCAAGUGUCUAUCAACAUCGGCUACCACUACUGCGGCGGCUCCCUCAUCAAUGACCAGUGGAUCUUGUCUGCUGCCCACUGCUGGCAAAACCCCUACGCACAGAUUGCCAUCCUGGGUGACCACCACAUCUAUAAGUACGAGGGCACCGAGCAGUACAUGUCAGUGGAUGCCAUCUACUGGCAUCAGAGUUAUGACUACCAGACCCUGGACUACGACAUCAUGCUGAUGAAACUGGCCCACCCCGUCACCGUGACUGAGUACGUCAAGCCUAUCGCCCUCCCCACAGCCUGCCCCACAGCUGGUACCAUGUGCAGGGUGUCCGGAUGGGGUAACAUCUACACUGAUUCAGUGUUCAACCCAUUUAACCUUCAGUGUGUGGAAGUCCCCAUUUUGUCUGACAAGGACUGUGAAACAUCCUACCCUGGUAAGAUCACCAACCGCAUGGUGUGCGCUGGAUACCUGGAGGGAGGCAAGGACUCUUGUCAGGGUGACUCUGGUGGUCCUCUGGUGUGCAAUGGGGAGCUGCAUGGCAUUGUCUCUUGGGGGUAUGGCUGCGCUCAGCCUAACUACCCAGGUGUUUACACCAAAGUCUGCUCUCUGAUGACCUGGAUCAAUGACACUCUCGCCGCAUACAGUUAGGCUGUGAUCUCAUCAUCACAAAUUUAUGUGGAAGAGGGAACCAGAGAAAUUGAAAUUGCAGGAGACAGAGACAGGAGGCGAUAGUGGGUAGUGUCAGAAGGAAAAGCAGUGGGAGAGUGGCUGAAAGAGAGCCACAAGGCGAAACAGCAGGAAAGAGAGCGAGAGAAGGAGAUGUCUUUAGUCUUGCACAUUCAAUAAAAUCAUUCUGUGAUGCA
Molecule: messenger RNA, 1031 nt
Organism: Larimichthys crocea (large yellow croaker)
Lineage: Eukaryota; Metazoa; Chordata; Actinopteri; Sciaenidae
Product: anionic trypsin-1
Exons: 5
Coding region: 73-816 (247 amino acids)
Biological process (GO): proteolysis
Molecular function (GO): serine-type endopeptidase activity
Source: RefSeq, a predicted model, not a curated record